GGAAGUAGCGCUUCUCCUCCCGCAAGCUGCUGCAGGACCAGCAGGAACAGCCUUGAACCGGUUUCAUGCCGGCUGCGAAAAGCGGACUGAUGCACAAUGCGCAUUGUCGAUGCGGAGCUUCCCUCUGCACAUGCACGGCGCAGAGGCCAGCUCGGACAGAGCAGCGUCCGCGGACGGGCGGUCGUGGUUGGAGUCAUUAGAGAAGAAUCGAUCCUGUGAGGAGGGGUUUUAACACGAAGUUCCUGUAGGGCUCUGCUGCUCCUGGUGCUGCUCCUGUUGCUCCUGGUGCUGCUGCUCCUGGUGCUGCUGCUCCUGCUGCUGCCGAGGCACAGGAAGCCCUGCUCUGUCAACGCUGCAGCGGCCGUAUCAUCACCAUGGCUCCUUCUACUAAGGUGCUGGACGGAGGCUGGGGAUGGGCUAUUGUUGUGGCCUCUUUCAUGGCCCAGCUCCUGGCCUACGGAUCACCGCAGUCUGUGGGCGUUCUCUACCCCGAGUGGCUUCAUGCCUUCCAGGAGGGCAAGGGCACGACGGCCUGGGUGGGCUCCCUUGUGGCUGGAGUGGGACUCGUAGCCAGUCCGGUCUGCAGUGCCUGUGUGGACAACUUUGGGGCCCGUCCCGUGACAAUCUUCAGUGGUGUCAUGGUGGCAGGUGGCCUGAUGCUCAGUGCAUUUGCUCCCAAUGUGCAGUUCCUCAUUUUUUCCUAUGGGAUUGUGGUUGGCCUGGGUUGUGGUCUGGUGUACGCAGCCACUUUGACAAUCACCUGCCAGUAUUUUGACAAGAGACGCGGCCUUGCCUUGGGCAUCGUCACCACAGGCACAAGUGUUGGAGCGUUCAUCUACGCCACCGCUCAGAAUGAGCUGAUUGUGUUGUAUGGCCUGAAUGGCUGCCUGCUAAUCAUCGGUGCUUUGGCACUGAACAUCAUGGCCUGCGCCGGCUUCAUGAGGCCCCUUUACAUGCCACGGUACUACCUCAAACAGAAGGCCGCCCUGGAGCGCGACACAGAGGAGCAGCUCUUUGAGAAGCCGCAGACGAAUGAGCUGAAUACAACAACAGGCUCCACCUCAACCAGUCCAGAGAAAACUCUGACGGCGAAGGAGUUGCUCAUCACCAUCCACACCAAGGACUUGGCCAUUCAGACAGAGAAGCAGAAAGGGAGCUUCCUGUCUGGGUUGGCCAUCAUGAAAGUCAUCAAGAAGAAGCAGCAGGCUUACUCCAGGUACAUGCACUCCAUGUAUGAGAUCCUGCAGGACCAAGCCAUGGUGGCAUUCUGUUUUGCUGUAUUCCUGUUCAGCCUGGGGGCGUUCCCUCCUGUGCUCUUUAUAGAGGACGUGGCCCAGAGUGAGGGGCUCAUUGAAGGAGUCAGUGUCAUCCCUUUGGUAUCAAUAGGGGCCAUCGCCACUUGUGUGGGUAAACUCGUGCUUGGUAUCCUGGUGGACAUCAGAUGGAUCAACAGCAUCUAUCUGUACGCCUUCACCAUGUUCGCAGGAGGUGUGGUGCUCCUCCUUCUCCCUAUCACCAAGACCUACAUGGGACUGCAGAUCCUGUCUGCUCUGCUGGGCUUCUUCUCUGGAAACUGGUCCCUCACCUCCUACAUCACCACUAAGAUUGUCGGCUUGGACAGACUAACCCAGGCCCACGGAAUCCUCAUGUUCUUCGGGGGGCUUGGGAUCAUGCUCGGACCCCCUAUUGUAGGCUGGUUCUUUGACUGGACACAGUCGUAUGAUUUGGCGUUCUACUUCAGUGGGAGCUGUGUUCUGCUGGGAGGAUUCAUUCUCUCUGUGCUUACCCUUCCCUGCUGGAACAGGAAGCCCUCUGAGAACCACAGACCAGAAGUCAAUUACACCAGCAACUGUGACAAAGUUGCCUCCGUAGCCUGAAUAUGACCACCUUCCAUAAGGACUGAAAUCUUACCCCUACUGCCAAGCAAUUGUCCAAUGAUAAACUGAACCUAAACCACCUGUAGCAUAACGUCUCUCUCAGUGAGUACACAGGGGGUUCCCUCUUUGCCUGCAUUUCUCAGGUUCAAACCAUUUACUGCAAAUCUUUACCAACCACAAAAAGAGAGCUAGUUUUAUUUUCACCCUCUGAGUCUGUGCGUGUGUGUCAUCAUGGCAAAAUGUGGUCCUGGAGACACAAACUGUAGCGGGAACUUUGGUAGUGGUGGUUAUAUGUCUGUGGACACAUUUUGUCAUUACAGUAGCAUCACAACCACACACACACACACACACACACACACACACACACACACACACACACACACACACACAGACCUGCACAGGUGUAGUUGAGAUCAAAAUGAAGGCUGGGUGGUUGUGGACAGACCCAUGACUCCUCAGUAGUCAUGUAAUAAUAACUACUGUGUACUCAUGAGUCUGCAUGUUAACAUGCUGAUAGGCGUUGCAGCUGAUGUGAUCCCCUUGCAAGAUGAUCUCUCGUUUCAGAGGUUUGACUCUGGUGCCUGCGUUGAUACCGUUCCUUAUUGCUUCAUUUUACGAGGCAAACCGAACAAUAUUGUUAAACUCCCAAAUUCGACACUGCAUUCAUGUGAACGGUGGUUUUCUACUCACUGCAGCGCUGAACAAAGAGACAUGGUGCCGUUCAUGGUGCUGGGAAGAAAAACACGUGUUAAUGUAACAGGGUGGCCAAUUUAACCCUGUCCGAAUAUUUUAAACCGCUCCGCAAAUGCACAAAAGAUCUCCCAGGAAUUAUGCGGGAACAAAGAAUACAGGGUUUGGAAUGAAGGAGGGAGUCUUUUCUGAUAAUCAUAAUUAUAGCAACACAGCGUUAUUUAGUAUUUUGGUUUUACUUUAUAUCUCAAUUGCACCACUAUGUAUCUUACCAAAGCAACAAUUAUAGUCAAUACCUGUCAACACAUAAUGCCUGUUGGAACAAUGCAGAAGCCUUGCUUUAAAGAUAAUUUUUGUUUUCAAGUGCAUUGACUCAAUUUAUACUGUUUUUUAAAAAUUGCUUGAGAUCCACAUACACCCUGCUGAUGGAUCAGAGAGAGACUGAGUUAUGCUGAUACACGGACUUUUGAAAACACUGAAGACGUCCUCCUACUACUGUUUCCAUCCUGGAGAGCAUGCUGAUUCUCUUUGUGGCAUGAAUAUCAUGACCUGUGGACGGUGCUUUCCAUCAUCUUGUGUACGUGUAUGUUCAUGUCUAUGUUGUGUGUACCCAUCUGGACAUGUACAUUCGCAUACGUGCACAGCUGUGGGUGUGCAUAGUUUGAUAAACUUUUGUAGCAGCACCACUUUGUAAAGUCCUCUGUGAUAGUGACUUUUAUAUGCACAGAAGUGGCCAUAGAGCUGUUGAUUAGUGUGAUGAUGAAUAAGUUGCGACACACUUUGAGAAUCACUUGAAUGCUGUUGAAUACUCUACUGCAAAUGUCUUUUUUUGAUAGUUCCAGUUUCCUUAUCUGGGACAUUAGUCUCUUCUCCUUGUUUGUAGAGGGUCCUGACCGCGUGCAGGUGAGUUCUGACUUAGAGGAGACAAGUCUGUGUGGUCGUCUCCGCUUAGCUACUCUUAUUUUUUUAUGCCAGUAUUAUAAUAUUUAUGUCUGUGUUUCUGAUUCAUAUUUUCAUUUAUAAAGUGCCAAUAAAAUGUAUUUGGAGUAAA
Molecule: messenger RNA, 3618 nt
Organism: Scophthalmus maximus (turbot)
Lineage: Eukaryota; Metazoa; Chordata; Actinopteri; Pleuronectiformes; Scophthalmidae
Product: monocarboxylate transporter 9-like
Exons: 6
Coding region: 375-1877 (500 amino acids)
Biological process (GO): transmembrane transport; monocarboxylic acid transport
Molecular function (GO): monocarboxylic acid transmembrane transporter activity
Source: RefSeq, a predicted model, not a curated record